Spathaspora passalidarum NRRL Y-27907 is the source of this 2709-nucleotide messenger RNA. RefSeq lists its product as uncharacterized. The transcript has a single exon. Gene Ontology annotation, cellular component: post-mRNA release spliceosomal complex. NCBI's taxonomy places the organism in Eukaryota, Fungi, Ascomycota, Pichiomycetes, Serinales, Debaryomycetaceae. Gene Ontology annotation, biological process: mRNA splicing, via spliceosome. Gene Ontology annotation, molecular function: RNA lariat debranching enzyme activator activity. The record is from RefSeq and is a predicted model, not a curated record. The coding region runs from base 23 to 1498 and encodes 491 amino acids.
AUACAACAGAACAACAACUACAAUGUCCCAGAAACUGAAGUUUCUUAUAUUGAAUCCCUCUCCGGAAGAUCUCGACAAAGUAUUGACCAAGUCCAACCUCCAAUACACCAAGAAUGGUCCAUUUGAAGCAACCAUAUUACUAGGCGAUGUCCUACCAUCUGGUUCAAACUUACCCAAGGUACAACUCGAAGGAAGCACAUACUUUUGCGAAGGAAAGAACGGAGUAUCUGAAAAUAUAUCCAUUUCAACAGAUUCCUUAAUUUCAGUUGAUAAAAACUUAACAUUUAUGAAAUCUGCCGUGAAUGUUUUAAGGCUAACUUCAGGACUAGUAGUGAUGAUGGUAUCAGGAAACCCACUGAUUCCAAAAGAAGAACUAAUCAACCAAGUGAAAGAAGUCAAGGUUAAAGUCGACAUAUUAGUUACAUACGAAUGGCCCAAGACAAUAGCAUAUAUUGAACAAUUGACGCUCGUGGGGAGUGAAGUAAUUGACCAAGUUAUUAAACUAGUUAAACCAAGGUAUCAUUUUGCAGUGGGGAACAUCACAGGUAAAUUCUUUGAAUUGGAACCAUUUGCAUGGGAUUCAGGUGAAAUAACCAGAUUUAUAAGUUUAGGUCAGGAAGGAACUGGAUCUAAGUGGUUCUACGCGUUUUCCUUGGGACUCAUCCAAGAAGAUGUUCUUAAAUUAAGAGAGAACCCAUUCACAAUACAAACUAAAAAGAGAGAAUUAGAAAUUGUCGAAGAUAAAGCUGAAACAAAGAAAGUUAAAGUUGUUUCGCCAGAGUCCUGUUUCUUCUGUCUCGGAAACCCUAAAAUAGAACAUCAUAUGAUCGUAUCAAUCGGUGCCAAUGCAUAUCUAACUAUAGCAAAGGGUCCAUUAACUAGAUCAAACAGAAACUUGUAUUUUUCAGGACAUGGUAUACUUAUACCUAUAGAACAUAUUCCGACUAUCAGAUCAAAAGGUGACAUUCAAGAUAAUCCUAUAUACAAAGAGAUUAUCAAGUAUCAACAGUCAUUAGUAUCUGCAUUCUUUGAACAAAAACCAAGCUAUAGACUUGUGUUUUGGGAAGUUAGUAGAUCAACUAAUGUGCAUCUCAACAUUCAAUUUGUACCCGUAGAGGAACAAUUCUUGGGUAAGUUUGCUCCAUCAUUGUCUUCAAGAACUAAAGCAAACAAUAUAAAAUUCACCAAGAAUCAUAAGUUGAACUUUCACAAAUUUAUAGACUUGCAAGAUCCUAAGUUGGCUGGGAUAAUCAAUAAAUCAGACUAUAUCAUGUUCACGAUAUGGACCAACCCGACCGAACAGGAAAUCCACAUAGCUGAACUUGACGAUGCGUCCAAACCUAUAGACAUUCAAUUUCCAAGAAGAGUACUAGCAGACACUUUAAACCUACGCAGUCGAGUGUACUGGGAUAAAUGUCAACAACCCAAGUUCAAAGAAAUUGAAGAUUGUGAGGAAUUUAAAAAGUUCUUUCAUAACCAUGAUUUUACCAUUUCCUAGAUAUAUACACAUGUAAACUAAUUUAACUCCAGUACACAUUUAGAACAUCCACAGUCGAAAAACCAUUCUUGUAAUUGUUUUCUUCGAGAUUCUACAUUCUCAUCCAAAAAAAUUCCCAUAGUUAAUACACAACUCUUCUCCAGCAGAAAUAUCCCUUAAUGUUGUAAAUACCAAUUGAUUCCCAAUUCUAGUCUUGACAAGAUUUGGCGCACAUGAAUGGUUGAAAAAUGAUGCUGAUGGAUAUACUCCAAAUCCCAAGAAUUCUUUAUCUUCCUUUGGGUCAGAAACUUCUGACCAGAUCCCAAAUGCAUUAGAUAGGUUUCUACCAAUAAUACACCUUAUUUCAUCGGUAUUUAUGUACGGCUGCAAUUGUUCACUAACCGUGAGUUUAAGAAAUUUAUAGAUAUUGAUGUACGAAUAUAACAAAUACGGGUAUUUUCGUACCUUUUCCAAUUCGGUUGAUUGCAAAGUAUUGAAAUAUUGUAAUUCGAAUUGAUUUUGUUCUUCUCGUUUAAUGUCUUGGAAAUACUCAGGUGAAGUGAUUCCCGAAUUUCCGUAUUUGUACAUGCUAAAUAGUGCCCCAAUCACAUAAUUAAUCUCCAAAUAUUCACUUUCAUCAAUUCUUGGUAGUAUACUUUCACGUUUUGAAGGCUUCAUGGUCUUUAAUUUUUCUUCCCAACUACCCACUUUCUCCCAUUCCUGUAGUAUUUCAGUAUCGAGAUCCUUUGGUUCUUUUGGUUCCACCUCAUGUUUCUUUAACCCUUGUAAAUAGUUCUUCUCCACAAGCAUCAAAUUUUUCAAAUAGAUACCUUCUCCAUCUUCUUGUGAAAACUUAUCUCGACAUUCCUCAGUACAAAACACUAUAGAACACAUUUGCUUCCCAAAUUGUUGUGAACGUUUAAUCUUCCAUGUCUUCCCAUUGUCAUACUUGAAACAGUAGUGACACACUUCUUUCUUGAAUGGUCUCGCUAUGGACGAACUUAUUGGCGAGGAACAUCUAUGUAUUAUUGUCCCACUUGGUAUUAUUGAUUUGGCAAAACAUCCUCGACCUCCAUAUACGGUUUUAUCCACACUAAAUAAAGGAGAUAUAAGUUGUAACGCUGUUUCUGGAUAAUCAACCAAAGUUAAUUCAUCACUCAGUAGUAUAUCAUCAGAGGCCAUGGUUUGUCUACUGUAUCACAGGUUUGCACUCUCUCUAAACGUGGCAUCGC